Cryptotermes secundus is the source of this 5104-nucleotide messenger RNA. Its product is annotated as ornithine decarboxylase. Lineage: Eukaryota; Metazoa; Arthropoda; Insecta; Blattodea; Kalotermitidae. Gene Ontology annotation, cellular component: cytoplasm. The coding region runs from base 676 to 2145 and encodes 489 amino acids. The record is from RefSeq and is a predicted model, not a curated record. Gene Ontology annotation, molecular function: ornithine decarboxylase activity. The transcript has 10 exons.
UGGAGGCUUCAGUAUUAGUUGCAGAUUACGAAUGAGUGUCAAGAACAAAGUGCUCUUCUAGAGCCAUACAGUCUUCGAGCAUUUCUGAAAGAAAGUAGCCAGUCCGAAAUCUGUCACCAUUAUUUCUGGUAUAGCGCUUGGACUCCAGUAGCCAGACUCCUUAACAGAGUUAAUAUUCCAUCUUCGUGAUAGUUGAGAGUUGGGGAAGAGAAGGAGAGUGAAUAGCAGAAAAGCAGUUCAGAAAACGGCUUCAUCAAAUACCUCUCGCUCAUCCUGCAAGAGAGCUGGCUGGUUUUCCUUCAAGGAGAUACUUGUAUCAUCUUAGUGAAUGAGAUUCCAAAUUCAAAGAGCAAGGCGCUCUCCUAAGUUGGGAUAUUCCCAGGGUUGUAACAUCUCCGUUCGGCUGGUUCAGAGCCCGGCGGCAGGUUUCUGCUUGUACAAGUCCAACUGGAGGCUUUCUCUUAACGGAGAACCGCCUUGGGCUGCUAGUGAUUCCUGCUUCAGCUCCUGUUAGGUCUUUUUGGCAACUUACUACAAACUGCCCAACACUGAACUAAGGCUGCCUCUUCACUUGUUCCAACAAGCCUUUCCUGGUCUCUGCGACAUUUUAAAUAACUGUCACCCCCAAGUAUCACAGGUCAAUUGUUGAUUUUUGUAACCUUGUGAACGACCAAGAUGAAGCUGACACAUCUUGAUGAACGAAUCCACGUACUGGAUGCCGAAACUGAUGUCUGGAAAGUUGUGCAAGACAUUGCCGAAUCAGGAGUUCAGGAAGAAGCUUUCUAUGUUUGUGACAUUGGAGAUAUUGUGCGCAAACACAAGGAGUGGAAACUGAAGAUGCCACGUGUUGAGCCACACUAUGCUGUGAAAUGUAAUGACUCCCUGAAUGUCCUGGUAGUCCUGGCUGCGUUAGGAACUGGGUUUGACUGUGCCUCUAAGGGAGAAAUUAACAAGGUCCUGGAGCUAGGAGUGGACCCCAGACGCAUCAUCUUUGCCAAUCCAGCCAAACCAGCUUCUCAUAUCCGUCAUGCAGCUGCACUUGGAGUUGAUACCAUGACCUUUGACAAUGAAAGUGAGCUGCACAAGAUUAAGAGCUUGUUCCCUGCUGCAAAGUUGGUGAUUCGCAUCCGCUGUGAUGCUGCUGUAGUGCAGUGUCAGCUGGGAAUGAAGUUUGGUUGUAAUGCAGUGACUGAGGCACCUCAUUUGCUUAAAGUCGCCCAGUCUCUUGGACUGGAUGUUGUGGGUGUCAGUUUUCAUGUUGGAUCUGGUUGUGGUGAUGCACCAGCUUUCUAUCGGGCCAUAGCAUCAGCCAAAAUGGUGUUCGAUAUUGGGACAAGCCUUGGGUAUAACUUCCACCUCUUAGACAUUGGUGGGGGUUACCCUGGCAAUAAAGGUUCAUCUAUUGAUAAGAUUGCUGAGGUCGUGAACACUGCAUUGGAUGAGUAUUUCCCUGAUCCAGAACUGGUACGGGUUAUUGCUGAACCAGGUCGCUACUAUGUGGCCUCAGCCUUUGUACUUGCAACCAACAUUCACUCCAAGAGGGAAAUACCCAAUGGCGAGGAAGUGGCUCAUAUCAUGUAUUAUAUCAAUGAUGGCGUAUAUGGAAGCUUUAACUCACUUCUGUAUGAUCAUGCUCAGGUCACCCCCAUCCCACUUAAUGCCCAUCUCGGUAAACUGGUUCCAUCAUCAGUCUGGGGCCCAACUUGUGACGGGUUGGACCAGGUUGUAGAAAAAGCCCUGCUGCCUGUGAUGCCUGUUGGAGAAUGGAUCAUAUUUGAGGAUAUGGGCGCGUAUACCUUGCCUGUAGCCAGCCCUUUCAAUGGGUUCCCUGUUCCAAAAGUGCAUGUUGUUGCCGAUCAAUCCAUAUGGUUUAUGCUAAAGGAUCUGUUACCACUCACAGAAGAUGAUUUUGUGAUGGGUAACACUCCUGCCAACCUGCGCAUUGGGCUUGAUGUAGGAGGUAGUGGAAGUAUACAGGAUUGGGCCAUACCUUUGUCCCCCAGACCAGUGCUCUGCCAUCAGGACUUGGAUCUCGAUUCUGGUUCAACACUAGAGAAGGCAAUCAUGGAUCAUUCCCCUUUGCCAACAUCAGUCUUCCGGUUUGAUUACGUAGAGGUUGAACCCAUCAACUAUGAAUGCUAUUAAUAUACGUAACAUCAAGGGGAGAAUCAGUUCAUAUUGUGCAGAAGUAAACUGAUUAUAUUAGAGAAUUAGGAAUGUUGUUUGUGUAACUGACCCUUGGAGCAAUAGUGACAGCAACCUGUCAGGAUGAUGAUUUGUCAGGUGAUUGAAAUAUUCAUGACACAUUUCAAAAGUGGUCCAAGUACAGAAUUAUGGUGGAGUAUCUUGAAAUUCUAUGACUGCCAUAUAGCUUAUUAAAAUCUUUUGACAGUACAGUGCCCCCAGGAUUGAAAUUAUGAGCUUUAAAAAUACAGAAGAGCUUGGAUUUACAUUUUCAGAUAUCAUUUCUUUCAUGAUAUUAUGUCUUUUUUUGUUUGCUUCCACCCAGCUGCCCGUAAGAACAAUUUUAAAUUUUAACUGAUUUUAUAUUUAUUCAAAUUUAUGUUUUUCCCAUAUUUGCACUUAUUUUUUCCAAGUCUUCACAACAAAAAUUUGCCUAAUUCUACUUUUACAUCAUUAUUUCAGGAAAAUGAAAAAAAACAACAUUAUCUUUCCACUCAUCUUCAAGGUUUGUUCUGGUAAAAUGGUCAUAUCUUUGCAUAUGAAAGUUGUUGAACCUCACAUGAGACAGACAUACAGACCAGGAGUUCAAGAAAAAAGAAACUAGUGAGCCAGCCUGGUUAAAGAAAUAACACGUCAUGUAUGUUAGUGCAUUUGCAUUUAUACUCUUCUUUGUAUUCAAACAUGUACAAGUAUAUGUUGAAAGGCUCUCCAAAGUUACAGUAUAAAGUAACAUAUUACUUUUUAUGUUGUAUCAAUCAGUUCAGUAAGUUUCCACUUUACAUGAUUUGGGGUACAGUGGAUUUUAACACUAAACUGAGGAAAAUCUUAAUUGGAAUUUAACACUGAAAUUGUUGAUUUGAGAUCGUGGAAACUGAACUUUAAAUGUAGGAACACUGGAUGCAGGUGUUCACCGUACACUGCCAGAAUCUCGUGAGUUGAUUUGAUGGGUAAACUGUACUCAUCAUAAACUUUUAUAAAGUGAAUUAUGUGAUAAUUUGCCUUUAUAUUUCACACUAUUAUAAAAACAAAAUUUAAUUAACUUUUUUCUUCAUUCUGUAACCGUUCUUAAACUUGCAUUUGGACUUUAUUGCCUGUUGCAGAGUGUUUAAAGAAAGUUCAGAUCAUAGUAAGAGCUUUAAAAUGGCACAGUACUUGCAUGUGAAACAAAAAGAGUAUGAAAAUUAUAUGGGUUUAAAAAAAUAUUUUACUGUUACUAAGAAAUUUCCUUGGUGAAGUAUAGAAAAUAUAGCUGAUGGGUUAAUGUAUCUAACAGCAGUCACAGGUGGGAUGAUCAGAUUGUGUUGAAUGCUUCAAGUCUUUACUAUAAAACAUGGCAGUUGAUACAGUUUUGUCAAAUAACUUUCAUACCACCAUAAAUAGGAGUCGAUGUAAUCUGGACGAUUAGAAGCAUUAGACUAAUAGCACUUCCUACCAAAGCAAGACAACAUGGAGGUUCAACAUUACUAACCUCAGACCCUCCCAUUGGACAUGAUGCUGAGUCUGUUCCAUUCUCAUUACAUCAUAAUCUGUAUCAUGAAGAUGCAUGUUAAUAUCCUCCUUUUCUGUCUCAAAUAAAUGCUUUAAGCAGGUUGCCACACUGAAAUUGGGUAUGUGUUUCUGGUCUCCCAUAUUCAAACCACAUCACUACUUUCACUCAGCUCCAAGAGUUAGGUUAAGGAAAAUAAUGUUGGCCAUCAUUUGAUUGGCUGUUUCACCAGAUUAUAAUGAACAUCAGUUUACUUCCAUAAAAAUGAACAUGUAUUGGUUGCAAGAUGAUAACAGUGUUCCUGACUCUCAGUACUGUCUCAGCAAUUGUAUCCUUUUCAAAAAUAAUUUCUGAUACAUACAGGACUGGAAUACCAAUGUGGCAGUUUAAUGUACCGUUGUUGCUUGGUGUAGUCACUUGGCUUCAUGUACAGCUAACAUGAGGGCUGGUGAACGUCCUAGUAUCUCUUGUCUUUUGUGUAUCAUUCUCAUCAAAUUUACUGCUUGUAAUGGGAUAUUUGUCCAUAAUAUGUUAGGCCUGAUCGUUCUUCCCAGAGAUAUAUAUGUAUGUCAGUAUACACACAUAUAUUUUUACAAAGAUGAAACUUCUUUUACACAGUAGAAAGAAUAUUUUGUGCCCUGAUGUAACAAAAAUGUUUCAAGUUUCAUAAUCCUUACUAUAUUUGAAAGCCUUCUGGUCAGGCAUCGUGUAUCUUCCCAUCAAAUGAAUAAACCUGCAUGACUUGGAAAACCGUAAUAAAACAGUAAUUUGGUAAUUGAAUCUGAAUUGAGCCAAAACGUCAAUAUAUUUUAGUACUUUGCAUCCAGAAAUUGGAAAAGCUUGCAUAAUUUUCAUAUCAACCAAUAUUUCAAACUUUUAAUAUGGUUUCAGUUUGAUCUGGAUCCUUUGAAGCAAAGAAUCACUGAAAUUGCUGAGCUACUAUACUGUAUGCAGUUGGCAGCAUAUCUCUGUGUAGUAAUGGGUCAUCUGCAUUUUGAUUGUGAACAUACUGAAAUCACUGUAAUGUUAAGUUAAUUUUUCCUGUCUGCAAAUUAAUUUCCAUCUGAUUUUCAUAUGUCACAUUGUGUCUCAUUUCUGAGAUCUUUCAACCACAUUUUGUAAAUGUAACUGAAAAACUGGUUGUAAUCUAUAUGCAAGUUUAAAGUGGGCUUUAGUACCCACCUUCACAAUCUUGUACUGAACUUUUUUAAUAUUGUUUAAUGUAGCAGUUAUUUUUCUUGUAAUUUCAACAGAUUUCAUUAAUUUCUCACUCUGUAAGUGGAGUCUGGAUAAAAAUGCAUUUGUCCUGUGAUAUUUGGGGGCCCUUGGAAUAACAGUUAAUGAAAUGUCUUGGGUUUGGAAUAGGUGAAGAGGCAGCUUUUUGUGCAAACAAUGUAAUAAAUUUCCAUUUGUGCAAUAUAUAUGUAACACAGA